Messenger RNA from Beauveria bassiana ARSEF 2860, 1359 nucleotides. RefSeq names its product beta-alanine synthase. NCBI's taxonomy places the organism in Eukaryota, Fungi, Ascomycota, Sordariomycetes, Hypocreales, Cordycipitaceae. Bases 1 to 1359 code for a protein of 452 amino acids. The transcript is spliced from 4 exons. The record is from RefSeq and is a predicted model, not a curated record. Gene Ontology annotation, molecular function: hydrolase activity, acting on carbon-nitrogen (but not peptide) bonds, in linear amidines.
AUGCGUCCUGUUGUGCGAUUGUGCCCGAUCGAAUGUGGCCUGCGGCGGUACUCGGCCGCGGCGCCUAAACUGCGAAUCAACGCGGACCGUCUGCACGAAACCCUGCACCACACCUGCCAAUGGGGCUCGGCGAACCGCUAUGGCGAGGGCCCAACACAGACGGGCAUGAACCGUCUCGCGCUGACAGAUGAUGACAAGGCGGUCCGGGAGUGGUUCCGCCGCGCCAUGGAGGAUCUGCGCGCCAAAGUCACCGUCGACCAGCUCGGCAACAUGUUUGCGCAGAAAAGGGGCAAGGCCAAGUCGUCGGCGCCAAUGAUUGCCAUGGGGAGCCACCUAGACACACAGCCGCGCGGAGGCCGGUAUGAUGGAAUCUUAGGCGUGGUGGCGGCAGUGGAGGUGAUGCGGACGCUUCAGGAAAACAACUACGAGACGCACUUUGAUAUCGGUGCCGUAAACUGGACAAAUGAGGAAGGCGCGCGAUUUCCCAUCUCCAUGAUGGCGUCUGGUGUCUGGGCGGGCAAGAUACCGCUCGACACAGCCUGGAAUACGCGCGACGUCUUUGACGACAACAAGACGGUCAAGUCAGAGCUUGCACGGCACGGCCUUAUUGGCUCCGUGGCUUGCUCUCACGAGGUAUACCCCCUCGGUGCGCAUUUUGAACUUCACAUUGAGCAGAGCCCUAUCUUGCAAGACACUGGUAGGAAAAUCGGCGUCGUGCAAGGCUCGCAGGCGUAUCAAUGGUUCACCAUUCACGUCACGGGGCGGGACUCGCACACGGGGACUACGCCGUUGUACAUGAGAAGCGACCCGUUGCUCGCAGCGGCCAAGAUGAUAUCCCGCGCGCACGAAAUUGCCAAGAGCCACGGGGCGUUGGCGUCGACGGGUAUCUUCAAAAUACCAGCGACGUCGUCGACCAACACCAUUGCCGCGAAUGUCUCAUUUUCUAUGGAUGUGCGGCAUCCAGAGAAUUCCGUUGUUGCAACUGUCGUGGAGGAAAUUAACAAGUCUUUUGCCAAGAUUGCCAAGGAAGACGGCAAGGGCGUGAGCUACACGACGAAGCUGGACACGUAUUCACCUGCGGUCAAGUUCGACAAGGACUGUAUCCGGGCGGUCGAGAACGCGGCGAGCAAGGCUGUUGGAAAAGACGGCUGGAGCCAUCUGACGAGUGGCGCCGGCCACGAUAGCGUACACACGAGCAAGAUAUGCCCGACAACGAUGAUUUUCGUACCAUGCAAGGAUGGCGUGAGUCACCAUCCAGAAGAGUAUACCUCACCACAAGACUGUGCUCUCGGCACGCAGACCCUGUUGGAUGCCGUGGUAGAAUACGACCAGUUCAAGGCGAAUCAGUUUUUGGCCUAG